CCCGGAGCAACAACCAACAUUACAUCUUCCCCCCUCCCUUACUUCGUACCCUCUACUACUACUACGAUAUAUCGAAGGCUCAACCAACAACACUUUGUUGGCCAUCGGCUCUCUUAUAAGCCAGCCCCUCCUCAAGGCCCCUCGCCCUCUUCACUCUACAAAAACGACGCGAGAGAGAGAGAGAGAGAGAGAGAAAGCUCCCCGGAUCUCUGUAAAACCAGCCAAACCAUCUCCCACGCACAAGGCCCAAGAAACCUCGAACAAACAACCCGCACAAUGUCUGCCGUCAAGCACACCGCCGACACCCUCUUCCAGCUGGCCAAGGCGCGCCGCAGCCACUACCCCCUGACCAAGCAGCUCACCAUCUCCCCGAGCCGCAUCCAGGAGCUCGUCAACGAGGCGACGCUGCACACGCCCUCGUCCUUCAACUCCCAGACCACCCGCGCCGUCGUCCUCCUCGGCGCCGAGCACGACAAGCUGUGGGACAUGACCGCCGCCAUCCUCCGCGACAUCGUCCCCGAGGCCAACUGGAAGCCCACCGGCGACAAGAUGGCCAUGUUCAAGGGCGCCGCCGGCACCAUCCUCUUCUUCGACGACGAGGACGUCGUCCGCAGCAUGCAGGCCAAGUUCUCCGUCUACGCCGACCGCUUCCCCCCCUGGGCCGCCCAGAGCAACGCCAUGCAGCAGUGGCUGCUCUGGACCGCCCUCGAGCUCGAGGGCCUCGGCGCCAACCUGCAGCACUACAGCCCCCUCAUCGACCAAAAGGUCGCCUCCACCUGGGGCCUCCCCGAGACCUGGAAGCUCAACGCCCAGCUCGUCUUUGGCGGCAAGGUCAGCGAGCCCGGCGAGAAGACGUUCCAGCCUGUUGAGGAGCGUGUCAAGGUUUUCGGUGCUUAAGACGCCGGCCGCGCCGACCAGGAACACGCUGUUGGGUGUGGAGGGCUAGAUCAGCGACAUGCUAGACGCAUUUACGCCGGAGUUUCUUCAUCACGGGGUACGAUGGGCAUAUGAUUUCAGCGACUCACAUGGAUAAUAUAUACG
Purpureocillium takamizusanense is the source of this 1041-nucleotide messenger RNA. RefSeq names its product type II nitroreductase (gene FRM2). The record is from RefSeq and is a predicted model, not a curated record. Gene Ontology annotation, biological process: cellular response to oxidative stress. NCBI's taxonomy places the organism in Eukaryota, Fungi, Ascomycota, Sordariomycetes, Hypocreales, Ophiocordycipitaceae. Bases 277 to 897 code for a protein of 206 amino acids. The transcript has a single exon.